AAUUGUCUCUCCACUCCACACAAUUUAUUGAUAGAGCAGUAACAUUAUCAAUAUAGCAUUAAAAUGCGAAAUCAACUCUACAAUUUCUUGAAGUACCUGCCCUUAUAUAACUAUUUAUCAUUAAUUGAAACUAUUAUAUUUUAUCCCAUUGUGCACUGUAGAAUAUUUCAGAAGGUGAAGAACAUGAAGAUCUGGAUCAGUGUACUGAUCCUCGCGGCGCUCGCAAGAGCACACACGGGGGAAGAUGACGAUACGGAUGCUCAGGUUGAAGAUGUAGGUGCUGAUGAAGUCGUUAAGGUUGAGCAGGUUGUACUAGAUGAUAUCCUAUAUACCAGUCCUGACUCCCAUCCAGAAUAUUACUUCUCAGAACACUUUGAUGAUGUUAGUGUACUUGGUGACAAGUGGAUCAAGUCACAGGCUAAGGCAGAGGAUGGAAAAUCACUAAAGUAUGGAGGAGAAUGGAGCAUAGAACCUCUUAAUACCGAUCCUCUAAAAGGAGACAAUGGUUUGGUUCUGAAAACGAAAGCUAAACACGCCGCUAUCUCAGCCAAACUAAGAAAACCGUUCAAGUUUAAUGAGAAGAUGUUAGUCGUUCAGUAUGAGAUUGCUUUCCAGAACGGUCAGGACUGUGGAGGUGGAUAUAUAAAAUUACUCCGGGAUGCACCUAAACUAGACCUCAGACAGAUCAACGACAAGACCCCCUACUCAAUCAUGUUCGGACCUGACAAGUGUGGGAGUGAUUCCAAACUUCAUUUUAUCUUCCAGCACCAGAACCCCCUCAACAAGGAGUUCGAGGAGAAGCACUGCAAGAAGGUGGAAGGGAGAACCAGGGCUACAUUCGAGGAGGUCUUCAAAGAUAAAAAACCACAUCUUUUCAGACUGAUUGUCCGUCCAGACAAUACAUUUGAGGUUCUGGUAGACUCUGUUCUUGUGAAUCAUGGUACUCUUCUAGACUCAUUUACUCCAGCAGUUAACCCUCCAGCAGAGAUUGAUGAUCCUAAUGACAAAAAACCGUCCGACUGGGAUGAAAGAGAGAAGAUUCCUGACCCUGAAGCUGUGAAACCGGAUGAAUGGGAUGAGGAUGCACCAAGAAUGAUCCUGGAUGAGAGUGCUGUGAAGCCGGAAGGAUGGUUAGAUGAUGAGCCAGAUAUGAUCCCUGAUCCUGAGGCCGAGAAACCUGCUGACUGGGAUACUGAGAUGGAUGGAGACUGGGAGGCGGGGUUAAUAGAGAACCCUGCUUGUAGUUCAGCUCCAGGAUGUGGAGUCUGGAAUAGACCUAGUAUAGAAAACCCAGAAUAUAAAGGUAAAUGGUAUCCUAGUAUGAUCAACAACCCUAACUACAAGGGAAAAUGGAAACCAAACAAGAUUCCCAACCCUGAAUAUUUCAACGAUGAGGAACCCUAUAAGAUGAGCACCAUCGGAGCCAUCGCUAUCGAGCUCUGGUCGAUGUCGGACAGCAUCUACUUCGACAACCUGCUGAUCACGGACAGCUUGGUGCUCGCUGAUGCGUUCCUGGAGGAUACCUUCCAUCUUAAGCUCAGCAAGAUCGACAGUGCCACCGGGGGAAUGUUCAAAAGGCUGCUUGACUACAGUAACAAGAACCCCUGGUUGUAUGCUGUAUAUGUAGUUCUUGUUGGUCUACCAUUAGUUCUUAUAAUCACCUUCUGCUGCUCCGGUGGAGCAGACAAAAAAGACGGUGGAAAGUCUGCUCUGAAUGAUCCCAAGAAGACUGACGCAAUGCAGGAGGAUGAUCCUGCUGAACAGGAGGAAGAAGAAGAGGAAGAUGAGGAGGGAGAAGAAGAGCAAGAAGAAGAUGGUGCUGAAGAAGAUGCCGAAGCAGAGGUUCGUGUGACCAGGAGUUCUCCUAGGAAAAGGAGGCCAAGGUUGGACUAGAUGAUCUAAUCUACCCCGCGGGGGCUGGGGCCGGGGGGCAGAUAUUCCUGAAAUUGAUGUAAUUUCACUCAGAUGCCAGUGCCCUACUAUUCUUUACUAAUGUCCACCAUUUUGUUAUAAAUUAUUUCAGGUUUUGAUUGGUUAAUGGCUCAUUAUCAAUAUAAAGAGUUAUAAUGACUCAUUAUCGCAAGGUUUAAUGGCUUGAUUGUGGGGCUUAUUAUGACUUAAUGGCUCAUAAUUAUGAGGUUAAAAUGCUUAAUAUCCUCAUUAAAUGGUUUCUAGGACUAGUUUCUGUGAUAACCAUUUCUUAGUUCCAAAGUCGAUCCUCAAUUACUUUCAUUAAUGACUCUUUUUUCUUUAAACUCAUUAUCUUGCGUGUAUGGGGAUUAAUUCUCUUGUGGAAUUAAUGACUUCUUUGCUUUAGUAAUUAGUAAGUAAUUAUCUUUUGGAACGAAAGAUUCAUUAUCCAGCCGAAAAGUAGUAAUUCAUUAUCCCACUGUUAAUUGGUCAUUUAACUUUACUGGUUGAAAAACUCGUUAUCUUUUAAUUACAGACUGACCAAAUUGAUUAUUUAAUUUUAUUCCCGCUUUUGGACUCAUUUUUUAAACAGUUGAUUGGUUUCGGCUGGUUUGAGAAAUAUAAACAAAAUGAUCGAGCUUACUAAGUGUUCGAAUGUUUUCUGAUUAGUAAACAAAUUAUGCAAUAUUUUAUAUCCAUGUUACAUAUUCAUAGUGUGUAACCCCAUAUUUAUUAUAUGUACUGCAAAUAAGCAAAUUGGCAGUAUUAUAAUUUAUAGUAAUUGUUUUUGUUCUUUGUUUGUAAAUGAUUAACUAUUGUGUUGAUUUAUUUAAGAGUUUUGUAAUUGUAAACUAAAUUAUCUAAUCUGAUUCAUACGUGCAAAUCAUUUUAUUGUUUUAUUUGGCAUUUAAUUAUUUUAUAAAAUUCAUUUUACUUGUAACACCCUUAAUUAAGCAUCGUAAUAAACUAAAUAGCUUUGUCCACAAAAGCACAUUUUAGCUUGUCGAUCCACAAAUUAUGUGGAUUUUACGCUGACCACCAGCACACCUAUCGAUAUAAUUCUCCCGGGAUAUUUCGCAUUAGCCACAUAAAGCAGUAAACCACGUGUACUUGUCGCAUUUUCUAGUUUGUUUUUGUAAAUUCUUACGUCAUCGUUUCAGA
Messenger RNA from Eurytemora carolleeae, 3072 nucleotides. RefSeq names its product calnexin (gene Cnx99A). Gene Ontology annotation, biological process: protein folding. Lineage: Eukaryota; Metazoa; Arthropoda; Copepoda; Calanoida; Temoridae. The record is from RefSeq and is a predicted model, not a curated record. The transcript is spliced from 14 exons. The coding region runs from base 64 to 1893 and encodes 609 amino acids. Gene Ontology annotation, molecular function: calcium ion binding. Gene Ontology annotation, cellular component: endoplasmic reticulum membrane; endoplasmic reticulum.